Saccoglossus kowalevskii is the source of this 591-nucleotide messenger RNA. Its product is annotated as epithelial sodium channel subunit gamma-like. Gene Ontology annotation, molecular function: ligand-gated sodium channel activity. NCBI's taxonomy places the organism in Eukaryota, Metazoa, Hemichordata, Enteropneusta, Harrimaniidae. The record is from RefSeq and is a predicted model, not a curated record. Gene Ontology annotation, biological process: sodium ion transmembrane transport. Gene Ontology annotation, cellular component: plasma membrane.
AUGUACAAUAUCGCUGUGGUUUUUAGAGGACUUCCAUUUCCAGCUGUCAUGAUAUGUAACUUAAAUCCGUUACGGCAAUCCAAGCUUGGUGACCUGGGAACGGAAUAUUUAGAGAUAUUGAGAUUUUUAGAUUUUGAUACCACGGAUGACAGCCAAUCUUCAGAAUUUGACUGGAAUGUCAAAAUUCCUGUUGAUGGCGACUGGGACGACGAUUCAAAUUUCUUCGAUGGGUUCGAGGACGAGUACGCAGCCGAGAUGAAUAUUACCAGAAUCAUGUCAAUACUAGAUCCAAGUCUAAGAAAAUCAGUCGGUCACCAAUCCAAAGAUUUCAUUCAAGGUAACUUUACGUCAGUACUCAAUUCCAAAUAUGUUAAUUGUAUUGACGACAGUGAGAUCCUCUCGACCGUCCGUUCUGGUCCUACAAGGGGUCUGACUUUGACGUUAUUUAUAGAACAGGACGAGUAUUUGACUGAUUAUACCGAAAACGCCAGAGCAGUUAUUUUCGUCCAUCCACAUUCAAUUGCCGCAUUUCCCGAAGAGCAGGGUAUUGAAGUCCCACCAGGAUUCUCAACGUCAAUAGGAGUGAGACUG